This is a messenger RNA of Sesamum indicum (sesame), 2010 nucleotides long. RefSeq names its product polyol transporter 5. Gene Ontology annotation, biological process: transmembrane transport. NCBI's taxonomy places the organism in Eukaryota, Viridiplantae, Streptophyta, Magnoliopsida, Lamiales, Pedaliaceae. Gene Ontology annotation, cellular component: membrane. Gene Ontology annotation, molecular function: carbohydrate:proton symporter activity. The record is from RefSeq and is a predicted model, not a curated record.
UCACUCACCAAAAGCAACUCCCUCUCUCUCUCCUCUUCUCUUCUUCUUCUCUAUAGUCUAUAUAUACACUAGUCAGUUAAACAUCGAACUCCAGCAAUCCUAACUCCCCCUCCCUCUAUCAUGGCAGACGGGAUGUCGGCGAGAAAUGGUGUCUCCUCCGCCCCAUCUCAUUUACCCAUACCCGCUUUCGACCCCCCCAGAAAACCCAAGAGAAACAAGUAUGCUUUGGCUUGCUCUUUCUUGGCUUCCAUGACCUCCAUCUUGCUUGGAUACGAUAUUGGAGUGAUGAGUGGAGCUAUAAUCUACAUCAGGAAGAACAUCCACAUGACCGACGUACAAAAGGAGGUCAUCAUGGGAAUCCUCAAUCUCUACUCUCUCCUCGGCUCUGCCGCUGCCGGCCGCACCUCCGACUGCCGUUACACCAUAAUCUUCGCGGGAGCCAUAUUCUUCGCCGGCGCACUGCUAAUGGGCUUCGCCACCAGCUACGCUUUCCUGAUGGUCGGGCGUUUCGUGGCCGGCAUCGGUGUGGGAUACGCUCUUAUGAUCGCCCCUGUGUACACAGCAGAGGUGGCGCCGGCCUCCACUCGCGGCUUCCUUACAUCUUUCCCGGAGGUGUUCAUCAAUUUCGGGAUAUUACUCGGUUACGUGUCAAACUAUGCCUUCUCCAAGCUCCCGACAAACUUGGGCUGGCGAUUCAUGCUUGGCAUCGGCGCCAUCCCCUCUGUUUUCAUCGCCAUUGCUGUUCUCGCCAUGCCCGAGUCUCCGCGCUGGCUUGUCAUGCAGGGUCGACUAGGUGAAGCCAGAACAGUCCUCGACAAAACCUCAGACUCCCCCGAGGAAUCCAAACUCCGGCUCGCCGAAAUAAAAGAAGCCGCCGGCAUACCCGAGCACUGCAACGACGACAUAGUUGCAGUCCCCAAACAACACCAUGGAGAGGGUGUGUGGCGAGAGCUUCUCCUCCGCCCCACCCCCGCCGUCCGCCACAUUCUAAUGUGCGCCGUGGGGAUACAUUUUUUCCAGCAAGCAAGUGGCAUAGAUUCCGUCGUGUUGUACAGUCCGGAGAUAUUUAAGAGGGCGGGUAUAACUAAAGACACAGAGCAACUACUAGCAACCAUGGCCGUCGGAUUUACGAAGACGGUCUUUAUUUUGGUUGCCACGUUCUUAUUAGACAAGAUCGGGCGGCGGCCGCUGCUUUUAUCCAGUGUGGGUGGGAUGGUUGCAUCGUUGGUGGGCCUGGGACUCGGGCUGACGAUCGUGGAAAAUUCGGAUCAUAAAAUGGUAUGGGCCAUAGCUUUAUGUAUAUCAACUGUUCUAUCAUUCGUAGCCUUUUUCUCGAUUGGUAUGGGCCCAAUCACUUGGGUUUACAGCUCAGAGAUAUUUCCGUUGAGGCUGAGGGCACAAGGGUGCAGUAUGGGAGUGGCAAUGAAUCGGGUCACAAGUGGGGUGAUCUCAAUGACAUUUAUAUCCUUAUACAAUGCAAUAAGUAUAGGAGGGGUAUUCUUUCUAUAUGCAGGGAUUGCUGCAGUGGCGUGGGUGUUCUUUUACACUUUUCUCCCUGAGACACAAGGGAAAACACUCGAGGAAAUGGAGACAUUGUUUGGGACUUUCUACAAGUGGCGAUCCACGUUGAGGGCGUUGAACGAGAAGAAGCGCGAAGGUGACAGGCAAGUCCAAAUGAGGAACGCUACUAGUAGUAGCAAAGAGCAGAAUCAGAGCUGAGGGUAGUUACGUAAAUUUCUUGAGAAAGGGGUGUUUAUGUCAGUCAACAGUGAAGCUGGAUGGGGAAAAUUUUCUCAGAAAUAUAUGUAUGUAGUUCCACUUUUAUAGCAUACAGAAGCUAAGAGCUAAGUUUUAAUGCUAAAUAGUUACUUGCUACAAUUUAGACUAUUCAUAUACCAUAACAAACUAGAGUGGGUGGGUCGGAGGCGCACACAGACAACCAAGAUGUUAUCAGCACUCCCUAAAGUUAAAUAUGUUGUUGGAUUUCAUAUAUCAAAAAGUUACAAGUAA